Anopheles funestus (African malaria mosquito) is the source of this 4125-nucleotide messenger RNA. Its product is annotated as tetratricopeptide repeat protein 37. The transcript is spliced from 6 exons. The record is from RefSeq and is a predicted model, not a curated record. Gene Ontology annotation, molecular function: protein binding. Bases 350 to 4117 code for a protein of 1255 amino acids. NCBI's taxonomy places the organism in Eukaryota, Metazoa, Arthropoda, Insecta, Diptera, Culicidae. Gene Ontology annotation, cellular component: Ski complex.
GGGAGGGAGAUGUUUUGACAAUUAUCAUACCAAACAAAACGAAACAACCACUUUUACUUUCAUUCAAAAUUAUUCAACUCAUACAUUUUUAUUGCUUUUUUGUUAAUUAAAACAACAACAACCUUUUUCUUGAUUAUUAAUCAUAUUCUAGCUUUACUAGUCGCGUGUCGUUUAUUUACAAUCAAGUUGCCUCGGCCUUCGCGGGUUUCGCUCACAUCCACGACAGCUGAUUUCACCGUCAUCAUUGAUUUGUUUACCUUUUCCGUAUUUCAUCUCACGCCGAUUUGGUACAUUAAAUGCGUGUUGUUUUCCGUGUGUUCUUAACGUAAUUAUAGUCGGUGUUGCAAAAAUGUCUUCCAAAGAAGCUAAAGCGGCCAUCAAGGAAGCAAGGGAGGCAGUAAAGAACAAGAAAUUUUCCGAUGCAAUCAAACUGUGUAAUAGAGUGCUCAAAGAGCAGGAUGAUCAUUACAUGGCACUGGUACUGCUGGGUGCCUCCUAUCAGGAUAGUGACAAAAAAGAAGCGGUCAUUUACUUGAAACGAGCGCUAGCGUGUGCCACCGAUCCGACCGUAGCACUGCAAGGUUUGGCCGGUUGUGUCGAUGAUACCGAACUGCCAGAUGUGUGCGAGAAACUGCUUACUCUUUUGCCCGAAAAAUAUGCGGAACAGCAUGCAAAAAUUUACGGUGUAGCUGCACGGGGCACGCUCGAGAAGGCACUGCGUCUGCUAGAGAAGGAAGCGAUUGAUGUCAACGCAGAGGAAGCGAGAAAACGUUCCGCCUUCGAGUAUCUUGGCAAGGUGGUGGCGCAAUAUCCCGAUCUAGAGGAUACGGAAUCGAAUUUGGUCCGUACGGUACUUGAUCGGGAGAUUCAGAACGAUGAUGAUGUUUAUCAGCAUGAUAAAUUCAUACGAUAUCUGAAGCUACUUCAUCGCGAGAAACACUUCGAUCGGUUGGCAUCCGUAGCUGCGGCCAUGCACGAUCGCUUCCCAAACGACAUCUAUCCGCUCGAAUGGAUUUGCAAACUGUACAGCGAAGGAACCAUUCCGGUAGACAAAUUAACCACACUUCUUACCCACCAGCUGGUACAUUAUCUCGAUCGAGCGGUAACCGUUGGACCAAAGUCACCAUCAGCUCUACUGGCGAAGGGAAAAUUUCUAUUCGAUGCUGGCCAACUUAUCGAGGCCGAACAAAUACUAAAGCGAGCGAAUGAGGUACAACCAUUGUGGGGUACCUGUUUGGCACUGCUUGCCGAAAUUUACUUCCGCCAGAAGGCGUACGGUUUGGCGGAAAAUUUGUACCGCAACAUGAAGGUAUCGAACCGGAACUAUGCCAUCGCACUGAUGGAGGACGAAAGCGAAGAAAAAUUACGCGAAGCGAGCACAUGCUUUGCGGCACUGUACGAGAACGAUCGUUCGAUUGAAUUGUUAUUUCACUGGUCGAAGGCAAACCUGCUGCUAGGCGAUAUAGCCACCGCGAAUGAAAAGAUGAACGAGCUCGAACUUGCCGGGAUAGAACCCGAACGGUUGGAUUAUUUACGGGCAUUGCGCGAGAAGUUAGCGGGUAAUGUUGAAAGUGCAGUUGCAAUUCUUUCCCGCCAUGAGGCGGAUAGUGCCUGUUUGCUGGAACUUUCCAACCUGCUUGGCAGCAUGGAGGGCAAGCGAGAGGAAAGUUUUCUGGCAGCACUGAAAGCAACCAAACUCGAUCCGAACAAUGCCGCUUGCUUCUAUCGGCUCGGGAAACUGUACCAAGAGCAGGGCGAUUCGCUGCGCGCACGCAAAUGUUUGGAGAAAAGCAACCAUCUUAGCCCGGCAGCUCGUCAUGCGGUCAUUCUCCUAAGUGGGCUCUAUCGUAAGUUUGGCGAAUGGGACGCAAAUGCUGCAUUGCUGUCGAGCACGUUUUCGCUGUGUUCGGGAGCGGCCUGGGCUCAGCUACUGCUCGGACUGCACCAUCUCGGUCGCCAGGAGUACGACGAAGCUAUUGGAGCCUUCCGGACGGUACUGCGGUACGAGGUAGACAAUGCGACGGCCUGGGAAGGGUUGGCGGAUGCGUACCUUGGCCGUGGUUCGUACUCUUCCGCACUAAAACUAUUCCAGAAGAUAACGGAACGUAAUCCGGGCAAUCCGUACCCAUUGCUGCAGCUUGCCAAUAUUAAAAACACCGUAAAACUUCACAGUGAAGGAUUGGAACUGUUCCAGCAAUUGCUCGACCAGCAUGCGAACUAUUUUCCCGCGAUCAAGGGUAUUGCCGAUUCACACAUGGGUCUGUGCUUUUAUCGCUUGAGCCAACGGCUUCUCGGGCGAAGUCGAGAACAUGCCCAGCAGUGCGUAGACUACCUAACGCGAGCCAUUAAAAUGAAGCCACACUUCAUCUGUCUGUGGCACCAGCUGGCAAAGAUACUUGACACGGUGGCAUUGUUUCCUGCAAACCAUUCCCACGUGAAGAUUGAGGGCAGUUUGGCGGGAAAGGAGCAACGUGAGUAUAUGGUGCUCGAACGUAAUCAACUUUCGGAAUUGGCUGCUCGGUGUUAUGGUCGGAUAUUGAAAACCAAUCCCGAUAACAGCGUGUACUGGUACGAGCUAGCCGCAAAUCAUUAUCGUCGUGCGCUAGAAUUACCGUCGAUCGGGAAGGAAGAAAAUCCCACAGCUAAUGAAAGGGUAAAACUGCUCUGCCUGGGGCGUGAUAUGGCCAAACAGUCGAUAAAAUUAGAUCCGAACCGUUGGCAAAAUUGGAACCUGCUUGGAGUGAUUUGUGCCACGAAGGAGAUCAACAAUCUAGCACUAGCACAGCACUGCUUCGUGGAAGCGGUAACGGUCGAUCGGAAAACAGCUGCGGCUGCUUGGGGCAACCUUGGUGUGCUCUAUCUUUCGCACGGACCACUGGGACUUGCUAACAAAGCGUUUGGCCGGGCGCAACAGUGCGAUACAACGUUCAUGCAGGCGUGGAUCGGACAGGCCAUGAUUGCCGAGCGUGUGGGCCAGAUGGAUGAAGCGAUGGAUCUGUUCCGGCACUGCACCCAGCUUGGUUACCAUCGCGAAACAGCCCUCGGGUAUGCACACUGGGUGUGUUCUAUAGUGAACGAGGAUAGCUACUCGGAUAACGAGCGCUAUCGGUUCGCAAUUGAUGCGAUGGCCGCACUGCCCAUUGCACACGAUUCUAUCGUUUGGCACUGUGCGGAUUUAGCCGAACGUUCGUCUGCGGUCGCCCUAUGCUUUCUGGGCAAUCUGAGCAGUCGGCUCGGGCUGUGGCGUACCGCUUCGGAGGCUUAUCGCCGUGCAGCUGACGCGACCAAUAUUUCCACAGUAAAGGAUCACAUUUUGUGUGAUCUGGGCCAUUGUCUAAUGAAGCAGCAGCGCCACGAGGAGGCAGUUCAGUGCUUUGAGAGUCUGCGCGGAGAACCAUCCUACCGGGCAUCGAUCGGACGAGCACAGGCUUAUUUCCGUGCAGCACAAUACGAGCAGUCGUAUGCCGAGUAUGAUCAGUGUUUGAAACAUUUUGCCGAGACGAAUGAGGAGAAGGCGUACGUGUUGAUCGCCAUUUCCGCGAUGGUGUAUGCGUUCUGCGGAAUGGAUGAAGCCAAAACGCCCAUCUUUGAAUGCAUCGCACAACCACAGCCUCCGAUACAAGCACUGUUUUCCGCCUGCGCACUUGGUUUGCUACACAACGCCGAGAUGCUUACGGAACUCGCGAUCAAAGAUUUACAAAAAUACGAAGACGAUCCCGUGCAUGGUCACCACGUCGUGUACUUCGUCUCCGAAUAUUACUGGCAAACCAACCAAAAGCGAAAGUGCUAUACCUAUCUGCUUUCGCAAAUACAUCGCUAUCCGCAUCGACCGAAACUAUGGCAGCAGCUUGCAAUUUCGCUACUGAAGCGCUUCCGUACACCGGAGAACAAUCUGCGGUUGGCCUGUAGCGUGGCGCAAGGGGCAGUAACUUUGGAUUUAAGUGACCGGAAACAUAGGACACGCGCUGAAGACGCGAGCCGAUGGCUGGCUGUUGCGAGUGAAGCUAUUCGUCCGCUGGAUGCCCAACGUUGCCGCAUUUUGGCACAGAAAGCUCUUCAUGCGGAUCCAACCAGUCGUGAAGCAUGGGGUGCCUUUGUACGAAUGAGCGCUAAGUAAAGAUCUUG